Molecule: messenger RNA, 2543 nt
Organism: Bemisia tabaci
Lineage: Eukaryota; Metazoa; Arthropoda; Insecta; Hemiptera; Aleyrodidae
Source: RefSeq, a predicted model, not a curated record
GAGAGUCCCUAAAAUUUACCUUGGAAUGCUUGGUCGAGGUUCCCAGACCACGAGGCGGAGAACAAUAGUCACCAAUAAUGAGUCACUUGCUCGGCGCGAAAGAAAAAAACGCGGAAUAUCACGCGCGAAAUCACCUAUCAAAAUUUGACCGGCGGGAGAGACCCCGGAAUUUACUCGAUCGGCGAUAAUAGCGUUUUUCAAAUAUUUUCUGGCGAGCUAUUGACAAACAGUGGCUGGAACCGGAGUGCGAGUGAACCAAAUCAGGUACGAUAUGACUCGCACGGCCCUCGAUAGUCCACAUCCUCUUCAAUUUACUGAUGAGCGCAUUUCCCCAACUCCCACGCGGUUCAUUUGCGUCUGAUCGUCCACGCGGUAUGAUCCUUGCUCCAAUUUUCACUCGCGAUCUGCUUCUUCCAUCGCAGGUUUCGAUGAAUACAGUGAAGUGAUAAGUGAUUCCUGACAGGGUGCAUUGGAUUAUUGGCAAUUAUCCUGAGAAAAAAUUUAAACGGUGAUCUACGAAAACCAAAGGAACAUAUUGGACAGGAUUUAUAACCUAUUUCCGGAUUUAACACACAACUAUAUUGCGACUUUUUCGCCGAAAACGGACCCAAAGAGCUAAUCAGGAUGAUAAGGAGCCUCUUCUUGCUCAUAAUUUUCCUGAUCGAAGGACCAAAUAUCACAGCUAACCCCACACUUCCAACAAACUUGCACCGGCUGGUCGUGCCCACGAUUCCUCCACUGAGCUUGACCCGUGAAUCAUACAACGCAACUCUCUCGAUCGCGCCCGAGUCCCUGGAAGGGAUAAUCGGCCGCCGACUCAAGGUCUACGCCUUCUGCAAGGGACAACUUUUCAGUAACUGCAACGACUGCGAGAAAGAGCGAGUUGGGCUCCCUCCGUCGUUUCCGGAGCUUCAGGGAUGGUACAAAAACAAACACUGCACCAUCGGGAAAGUCUGUCAGUCGAGUGCCGACUGGUUCGGCACUGGCGAUUGCACGGGCCUCGACGCUCAGAGAUGCCACGAGGAAGGCCCGUUCGAGGAGGUCGUCGAGGGCGGACUCCGGCAGCUGAAAGACGACAAGGGUUGCUACACGAGCGCUCUCCACGACACGUGCACCCAGGACUUCGCGUGCUCCCUCGAGAGCAAUCGCUACCCGGUGCAUCUCUUCACGGACGACGAGUCCGUCCGGGCCAAAAUAGUGCUCCCGGACGACAGAGCCUACACCCUCAACUGCACAGCUCACAAGAUCUACAUACCGCUGGACAGCGCGUCGAGUCUCGCCUUCUUCCCGGAGCCCAGGUUCGAGAUCAAACAAUACAACAUCAAAGUCAGCUGUUACAAGAAGUUCGGCACUGACCCACUGUGCCAGCUACCCCAGGACCCCAACUUCCCCGACCUGGCCAACACGAUCAUCCAGCUGAACGAGGGCAGGGAUGCCGGGUCGGUGAGGAACGUCCACCUGAAGGUACACCAACUCAUAUUCGAGAUCCCUGAUAAUAACAAGGUCUACUUGCCGAACUCCAGCGUCAAGUCCGUCGCCCGGCGGAGGCGCGAAAUCCUCCAACGGAUCCCCGAGCUGAGAUCCCUGGAGAACGCAGUCUUCUACGUGGCUCACGAGUCCGCCUACAACGACUUCAACAUCAUCAAGUCCGUCGACAACGUUCGCAACGUCCUCAUCCAGUUGUUGAAGUCCGUCUCUUACAGGGAUCCUGAGGUUCUGGGCAGGGUCUUGGGACACAACCGGCAGACCUCUUGGUUCUCCGAGAACCUGUUCGCGUUCCGCGACGAGAACUUCGAGACGGCGGCCGACCCGAACUCGAACUGCAACGAGCGGGGGCAGAUCUUCAAGGACGGCAGCUUCGUCAAGAGGAUGAAAGGCGAUCUGUGUUACGAGGCGGCUGACGUGUCGUCCAAAGUCGAAAACAUCAACCUCUUCGAGGACUCUCCCUACGUCUUCUCGGACGUGAGCAUCCAGAAGUUCGUGACGCGUCUGGGUAAAGCUUCUCAACCCUCCGGACAAAAAUCCGAGUGGUAUGCUGAAUCCCCGUGGUAUUCCAGAAGAAAGGAGAGCGAAGAAAGAGAUAAAUCUCAAAUCAGCAAAACCAAAAUGUUCUUGCAAGAGAGUGGUUACGUGAUUGCGUGGAGUCUUUUCGCCUUGCACUUGUACAAGAUUUUCAAGGAGAUGAACACCUUCCACUUCGUGUGUUUGACGGUUGGGUUCUGCGCGUGGAUAUAUGUCUGUUUCUUGCACCCUCAAAUUAAAAGGAUUGCAAACACUUUUUACUGAGUUGACCUGAGGGUGAUAAGUGCCAAAAUAGUUCACUGUGAUCUAGAGUACUCUUUAGAAGGUCGAGUAGAACAUUCGGAGUCUCUAUUACAGUGCGCGGCUCCCUGGGGAUUCCCUGAUGAAGUGCAAAACAUGUACGUAUUCCAAAACACACUGAUAACUAUUUCGAGUUUGUGGGUUUGGGUGGUGUGUUUAUUUCGGUAAUUUAUCCGAAGAUAUUUUUUAUAUACUGAAUGGAGAUGUUGCAUGUGUGAGGA